AUGCUCGCCAUCCUCAACGGCGCAUCGACGUUUGGCCGCAUCGUUCCCGGCAUCCUGGCCGAUAAGUUUGGAAGGGUCAACAUCUUGGCCAUCGCCGGUCUCGUCAACGGAAUCGUCAUCUUCUGCUUUAACGAGGUCACCGGCACCGCCGGAAUCGUUGUCUAUGCCGUCUUCUUUGGGUUGACCUCGGGCAUGAUCAUUUCGGGGGCGUCCGCCGCGGUGUCGGGACCUGGGUACUUGGAUGGGCAUGGCCUUGUCGAUUUCCUCGAUCGCGGCGUUGAUAGGGCCCCCUUCAACGGGAUGCUGAUGGACCGGUAUCACGGGUACUUUGAAGUCGCCAUGUUCAGCGGCGCCAUGUGUCUCUUUGGCGGGAUCCUUGUCCUGUUCGCCAAGAAGGCCACUGGGAAGGGCAUGCUCGCCCUAAUCUGA
This is a messenger RNA of Parascedosporium putredinis, 429 nucleotides long. The record is from the annotation of a GenBank genome assembly. NCBI's taxonomy places the organism in Eukaryota, Fungi, Ascomycota, Sordariomycetes, Microascales, Microascaceae.